AUGGAUUUCAGAUCAGGAUCAGGAUCGGCUGGUGCGCCAAUGCAUGUCGACCGGAAACUGCUCUAUACAAGCUUGGAAGAGCGAAUCAAGUACCUCCAUAGCUUCCUCGACUUCAACUCUAGCGAUAUCGAAGCACUGCUCUCUGGCAACAAAUACAUCAAACAAUUGAUCCCGGCAGUCGUCAACCUGGUAUAUAAGAAGAUUCUCCAAUAUGACAUCACAUCCCGCGCCUUCCACACACGGACAACAGUCGACGAGACCGAACCCGAGGAGGGCUACCUCCAGGAAGACACACCGAAAAUUCAGCGCCGCAAGCUGUUCCUGCGCUGGUACCUGACGCGUCUAUGCCAGGACCCGACAACAAUGGAAUUCUGGCGGUACUUGAACAAAGUUGGCAUGAUGCACAGCGGACAAGUACGCAGAACACCUCUCAACAUCGAGUACAUUCACCUCGGCGUAUGCCUGGGCUACAUCCAAGAUAUCUGGAUCGAAGCCAUGCUAUCCCACCCACACCUGUCGCUGCGACGCAAGAUCGCGCUCGUGCGCGCCGUCAACAAGAUCCUCUGGAUCCAGAACGAUCUCUUCGCCCGGUAUCACUCUAGCGACGGUGAAGAGUUCGCCGACGAGAUGUCCAUGUUCAACUAUACCGAGGAUCAGGAGGGAUAUCUCGGCGAAAAGCGCAUUCUCGGCAGCAGCUCCGGUAGCUCGACCGAGGAUGACCGGUCCAGUAUUUCUAGCGGUAUAGCGCCCUCUAUAGAUGGUGUGGCGCCUUCCAUACACAGUGUGGCGCCGUCCAUACAAAGCGCGUCCACUGCGCCGAAGGGAUCGGCGUGUCCCUUCGCAGAGAUGGCCAAGGGCAGCAAUUCGACCGAGACGAAGAUUUGGGCCAAUUGA
Molecule: messenger RNA, 894 nt
Organism: Penicillium roqueforti
Lineage: Eukaryota; Fungi; Ascomycota; Eurotiomycetes; Eurotiales; Aspergillaceae
Product: protoglobin family protein
Exons: 3
Coding region: 1-894 (297 amino acids)
Molecular function (GO): oxygen binding; heme binding
Source: RefSeq, a predicted model, not a curated record